AUUUACAACAAUUAACUGUCAAGUGCGUGUCUUGUUUGUUUAUUGUAAAGUACUUCACUUUGGGUAGUUAUAUUCAUUGCGAACGACACGUCAGUUGAAUAAUAAAAAGAAACGAUUUUCGUUCCUUUUGUAAUCCAAAAUUCAAGUUUUCUUCGUAAAUAUUAACAGGAAAAGUAUUAUGGAUUCAUUACAAACCAAAUAUAACUUAAAAAGUCCGGGUGUUAAACGCCUUAUGCGAGAGGCAAUGGAAUUAGCUGAAGCAACAGAAGAAUACCACGCUUGUCCAUUAGAAGACAACCUUUUUGAAUGGCAUUUUACAGUCAGGGGACCACCAAGUACUGAAUUCGAUGGUGGUUUAUACCACGGAAGAAUUUUAUUACCCACCCAAUACCCAAUGCAACCACCAAAUAUAAUUUUAUUAACACCAAAUGGUCGAUUUGAAACUAACAAGAAAAUUUGUUUGUCAAUAUCUGGUUAUCACCCAGAAAGUUGGCAACCAUCCUGGUCUAUACGUACAGCUUUAUUAGCUUUAAUUGCAUUUAUGCCAACUCCUGCAGCUGGUACUGUAGGUUCCUUAGAUUACACUGCUGAAGAACGUAAGGUGUUGGCAAAAAAAUCGCAGAAUUGGGAAUGCCAUAUUUGUGGGCGUAUACAAGAUAAACUUGUAACUGGUAAAUCUGUAGGGAGAACAUUGUUAUCCACAGAAGAAUCGACCUUACUUAAACAAAUCGCGUUAAAAGGUGAAGAGGAAAGUAAUCGACCGGUAAAGACAGAAAAGGAUAAUAAUGAUUUAGAAUUACAAAAUGGUGUUGAUGGACUUAGACAAAGAGGAAGUGGUACAUUAAACCAACCUGGUUCUCUUGAAGUCGUUCAAGAAAGUUUACCAGAUGUUUUGCUUCAAGCUUCCAUUCAAAGAUCUAAUAGAGAUAGAAUGUGGUCUGCUGUUGUAUGGGCAAUUAUUUCAACAAUUACCUUAUUAAUUAUUCGAAGAUUUUUCUUUUUGUAAUACAUACAUCAGUUUUUUUUGUUACUGUACAUAUUAAAUAAAUAUAGUAAGCAUUGUU
Messenger RNA from Onthophagus taurus, 1064 nucleotides. RefSeq names its product ubiquitin-conjugating enzyme E2 J1. The record is from RefSeq and is a predicted model, not a curated record. Lineage: Eukaryota; Metazoa; Arthropoda; Insecta; Coleoptera; Scarabaeidae.